AUGGCAUCCAAUUUUGAGCCAUCCAUUCAGAGUUGCUGUGACUUCAUCUAUGAUUUUUCCUGCUCGCCGUGUGAAGAGAACGGAUUCAACACAGAAGCUCACCAUUAUUGUACUCAAUGCACAAAAUAUUACUGCGAGAACUGUGUUUCAAAACAUAACGGAUUAUAUCAGAAGCACGCGGUGCUUGGACGGGAGGACGUGAAGAAAUGGGAGGCAGCCCCAGGGGUGGUGGACAGCCUGAUGAGAUGCGUGAGGCACAAUGGUGAGGAGCUGAAGUUGGUUUGUGGUGACCAUGACCAGCUAUGUUGUCAGAUCUGCGUCGCCGUGGAACAUAGAAAUUGCUCCAAAAUCCAACAUAUUCCAGAUGUAGCUAAAGGUAUUCAGGGGAAUGUUAAGUUCCAGCAAAUUACAAAGAUGAUGGCUGAAGUUCAAGAGCGACUCGAGAAGAUGAAAGAAUCUCACGUGAAAAAUACGACAUCACUGAAAAGAACGCGGUCAGCCAUUUCUGAUGAAAUUAAAACCAAACGUAAUAAGAUCAACACAAUCCUAGACAAUAUUGAGAAGACAACAUUAGGAAACUUGGAAGAAAUGAUAACUGAACUUGACGAAUCUUUGAAGACUGAUAUCAAAACUUGCACUCAAAUGAAUAUCCAACUACAACAUAUGAUUGACACUUUUCAAAUGAAAGCAGAAUCAAGCGAGUCCAAGUCAUACAUUGCCUACAGAAAGAGCCAGGAUUUUAUUUCACAGGCAAAUUAUCAUCUUCGAGGCAAGUCAGUCAUUGAGAGUUUCAAUGUUACAUUUCAGGAAAACUACCUUAUUGAAGAACUUCUAUCCUUAAUAAAAAUAUUUGGAAAACAAACAUUAAUAGCGAAACAGCCAGAAGGUCCACUUACCGAUUUAAACCACGUCUUCAAUAUUGCAGAGAAAAAGGAAUACAACGUGAAGAUGAACGACGAAGGACAUUGUUUUAUCCAUGGCGUAUGUGAAAUGCCUAGUGGAGAGUUUGUUAUAGCAGACAAAAUGAAUUGCAAGGUAAAGCUUCUGGACAAGGAGUGUAGAGUGCUCGACCACUGUGAUGUCCCGGCUUAUCCAUCGCACGUAUGCCAUAUAGAUGGGAAUGAAGUAGCCGUUUGUCAUAGUUCAUAUGAUGACGAACAUGAAAUUCAUUUCAUUAAAGCUACGAACGGGAAACUAGUAACAACGAGGAAGUUAAGUUUCAAACAUAGAUGUUAUGCCGCAGCCUAUCAUGGUGGCCUGCUUUAUGUAUCAUCUGGUUACGCCCUGUACGUGUACACGAUGUCGGGACAGAAGGUGAAGAAGCUGUACAAGGACACGGAUGGGGACAAAACGGUGGUGAAAUUUGUCCUCAGUAACGACGGGAAAACAAUUUACAUAACAAACAAGGAUGCACAUCAAUUGAUCACCCUUGACAACAACGGCAACAAGUUGGCCUCAAUCACUGACCCUGACAUGAAAAAACCUACCGGAGUACACGUGACACCUGCUGGACACGUGUUCGUGUGCUGCUAUGACUCCGGCAUAGUGAUGCAGGUUGACACGGGACUGCAAGUCGGGAAGGCAAAGUUGAUCACACUGGCAAGGGAAAAAGAUGGACUUGAAAGUCCGAGAGAUAUAUACUUCAGCACUCACACUUCCUCUCUGGUUGUCGGUGGGUACAAAGACACCCUUCUUGUUUUCAAGAUAAUCUAA
Mya arenaria is the source of this 1713-nucleotide messenger RNA. RefSeq lists its product as uncharacterized. Gene Ontology annotation, biological process: positive regulation of DNA-templated transcription. Gene Ontology annotation, cellular component: chromatin; nucleoplasm. Lineage: Eukaryota; Metazoa; Mollusca; Bivalvia; Myida; Myidae. Gene Ontology annotation, molecular function: ubiquitin-protein transferase activity; zinc ion binding. The record is from RefSeq and is a predicted model, not a curated record. The transcript has 2 exons. The coding region runs from base 1 to 1713 and encodes 570 amino acids.